UAUAUAUAUAUACAUAUAUCAGUGUCGACUAGUUUCUAUCAGUCAAUCUCUCUAAAGAAUUGGAAGGGAUUAGAAAUAACAUUAAAAAAGAAUUAAUUACAAAGAAGACCUCGGAACCAUCUCCCAGGAUGCCAACUGCUCAAGAUACGACGUACCUGAUCGAAGUGAUGCCAGCAGAAACAACUCAAGAUUUUCUUUCUCACGACGUUGAUCUUCUCGUAUCGCAAAUCAAAGAGAACUUGCGAUUAAGCGGAUUGAAAGCUAAAUCGAACGUAGUUCAUAGAAAUCGAGCUACUCCUUAUCGGAUACCAUCCCGUUCUUCUUGGGCCGAUUCUAACGGUUGCGAUAUUUGUGCUGCACAAAAUCGAAGUGAAAAGUUGAACGGUGUUCAACUUCAACAGGAACACGAUCAACAACUUCAUCGUCAGCCUGAACUUAGACAACAGGCUCAUUAUCGUCAACAACAACAACAACAACAACAACAACAACAGCAACAAUGUUGCCAUCGGUAUAAUCAUCAUCAUCAUCGACAUCGUUAUCGUCAUCGUCAUCGUCGUCAUCAUCAUCAUCAUCAUAAUUGUUCGAAUAACGACAGAGAAGAUGAUCCCUACGAAUUUUUGCAAGAACUUUUACGAGAAGGUGGCUUGAUUAAAGAAGCAGUUAAAAGAUUACAAGCGAAUAUCGAUGAAUUGGAACGUUUGGAAAACGACCAACUCGAAGAGGAUGAAGAUGAGGAAGAAGAUGAUGAUGAAGAGGAAGAAGACGUCUUAGAAGAUGGGAUGGUAGUGAACGAUGCGAAGGAACGAUCAAGGGUAUAUCGGAGGAAACCUUAUUUCUAUGAUUCCGAAGAUGAACCAUCGGUUUACGAGUCUGUGGAAUUAUGAAAGAGAGAAAGAGACGAUCGAAAGUGUAGAAGAAGAACGAUCGAAUAAAAGAGAAAAUAACAACAACAACAACAACAACAACAACAACAAUAAUAAUAAUAAUAAUAAUAAUAAUAAUAAUAAUAAUAAUAAUAAUAAUAAAGAAUUAAGGUUAGAGAAAAGGUUCGACUGUUUCAAUCUAAAUCAUUCUAAUUCAACAUAGAAAAAGAAGACGCCAAGAAAUUGAAUUUGUUUUCUUUUCCUUUUUGAUUUAUUCGUUCAAAUAAUGUUUUUACGGAUGAUUGAAGGAAUCGUAUCGAAAAAUUGAAAAUAAAAUGAGUAACGGUUUUUUGGCGCUCUCCAAAUAUGUGUAUACGUACGUGUGUGUGCGUGUGUGUGUGUGUGGAUGUAUGUAAACACGUUUAACAGACAUAUUCCCCACCACAAAUGGCCGUGUUUGUAAAUACAUUGCCGCCAUUAUUGCGUACACACAAUGACGGCAUCGAAAAACGAAAACGUCUUCGGCAAUGUUCGGCUAAGAUCGGCUAAGGACGCACAGGGGCGUAUCGACGAGUCACGAGGUCUCUUACGUGCGACACAAACGUUAAUGACGAUAUUUUCUUGGAGUGGGGGAAGAUUCUUGGAAAACCGUUGUAUUUCGACUAAGAAAGAGAGAGAGAGAGAGAAAAAAAGGGACAUAAGGACAAACGAAGAUAAAAAAGGAAGAAUUAUUCUUCUCUUCAUGGUCCUUUUUUCUUUGUCAUUUUAGCAUACAACAUUCAUAAUGCUUUAAUAGUUUCUUUUUCGUCAUACAUAAUCCAACGAAAUAAAAAUAAUCCAACGAUCGUAAGUUCAAACCUUUUUGUUUAUGCAAUCGUUCGAUCUUUUUUUUUCUCUUCCUUUUUUAAUUCGUAUUUCAUUGAUGAAACUCGAAUUAAAGUAAAAAUCAUUAAAAUCAUAAUGCGUCAUUUAAAACAAUUAUGAAACGAUGAACAUGUCUCCUCUCUGUUAUAACUUCUUCUUUGAACGUUACAUUAAUAGACUCGACAUACAUAUACGUAAAUUCAAUUGAUCGAUUUAUCGACGAAGAAGAAAAUGUAUGUUUUUUAUUUAUCGCAGUCUGUUGAGAGAGUACUGAAAGAGAAUAUUUUGUUUUUCGAAAGGAAUUUGAAUGAUACUUGAGAUAUCGUUAAAUUAAUAUGAAGUUGAGUGUAUCUCUUCUGAUACGUCGUAUAUUCGUGUACCACAGACAACACACACAUAUGUAAGUGCACCUGACACGUAUAUGCAUACAUAUAGGAACAAGAAACGAGUAUCAUAUUGUGGGAAUGUGUAACGUUAUAAAAGUGUGUAUCAAAUGAAUAUAAUUUAAGUAAUGAAGUGCAUCGACAAA
This is a messenger RNA of Vespula pensylvanica (western yellowjacket), 2256 nucleotides long. RefSeq lists its product as uncharacterized. Gene Ontology annotation, cellular component: cytoplasm. The coding region runs from base 129 to 884 and encodes 251 amino acids. The record is from RefSeq and is a predicted model, not a curated record. The transcript has a single exon. Lineage: Eukaryota; Metazoa; Arthropoda; Insecta; Hymenoptera; Vespidae.